Neltuma alba is the source of this 2215-nucleotide messenger RNA. RefSeq names its product linoleate 9S-lipoxygenase 5-like. The record is from RefSeq and is a predicted model, not a curated record. Gene Ontology annotation, biological process: lipid oxidation. The transcript has 7 exons. The annotation marks the transcript as partial. Lineage: Eukaryota; Viridiplantae; Streptophyta; Magnoliopsida; Fabales; Fabaceae. Gene Ontology annotation, molecular function: metal ion binding; oxidoreductase activity, acting on single donors with incorporation of molecular oxygen, incorporation of two atoms of oxygen.
UGUUAUAUUCCAAGAGAAACACCAAGAGGAUUGAUUGGGCUGAGGAAGGAAGAAAGCGAAAGGAUGAGAGGGUAUGGAGAAUCAGGAGAGAGAAAGGAAUGGGACAGGAUAUAUGAAUAUGAAGUGUACAAUGAUCUUGGUGAUCCUCAAAACCCUAGACCAGUGUUGGGUCGUUCCAGGUGGUAUCCUUAUCCUCGCAGACUCAGAACUGGACGACAACCUGCUUCAUCAAGCAUGUCAAGUGAGAGCAGACCAGAAUCAAUGCCUUGGAGUAUAUAUGUUCCUGCAGACGAAAGAUGCAGCCCCAAGAAACUUAAAGAGUUGCAAUCAAAAGCAGUCCAAGCUUUUGUUUACUUUGUGAUUCCAGAAUUGAAGUUACUACUUGAGGAAGAUUCAGAUGAUGAAUUUCAAUCAUUCCAAGAGAUACUAAACCUUUUCUCUCCCAAUAGAGAUCGCAAAGUUGAAGGAAGUUUCAAAGACACAAUAAAGAAUACUCUUGUGCCUCAGCUUGCCAAUGCAAUCACUCGCCAUGCUUCCCAGAAGAGUCCUGUGCAUUAUCCUCUUCCUCAAAUAAUAUCUGAAAAUGAAUGGGCUUGGAUGGAUGAUAUGGAAUUUGCAAGACAGAUGGUUGCAGGAAUUCACCCAUUGAGAAUCAAGCGCUUGAAGAGAUUCCCACCUCAUAGCAAAAAUGGAGUGGACAGUUCAAUAGAAUCCACGCACAUAGAACACAACCUUGAAGGCCUGACAUUACUCCAGGCAAUGCAGGAGGGGAGAAUACUCAUACUGGACCACCAUGACUAUCUGAUUCCAUUCUUAAACAGAAUCAACACAAAUGGAGUGUGCGCCUAUGCAUCAAGGACAUUUCUGUUACUGAGGAAUGACGGCAUGUUGAAGCCAUUAGCAAUAGAACUCAGCCUGCCUCCAUUUCCUCUGGGAAAUGAACAGCACAGAGUCUUUCUUCCAGCAGAAGGAGGAGUGGAAGCUGCUCUUUGGCAGCUUGCUAAAGCACAUGUUGCUGCCAAUGACAAUCUUUACCAUCAACUCAUCAGCCAUUGGUUGCAUACCCACGCAGUUGUUGAACCAUUUAUCAUUGCCACCAGAAGACAGCUAAGUGUUAUGCAUCCAAUCCAUCGGAUCUUGAACCCUCAUUUCAGAGACACCAUUCACAUAAAUGCUUUAGCAAGAUGUAUACUUAUAGAUGCAGAAGGGAUUCUUGAGAAAAUAUUACUUUCCGGGGAAAUCUCCAUGGAAAUGUCAUCUGAGCUCUACAAAGAGUGGAGGUUCACUGAACAAGGCCUUCCUGCUGAUCUAAUCAAAAGGGGUUUGGCCAUAGAAGACCCAGAUGUGAACAACCCCGCCGGGAUUCUAUUUCUCUUGGAGGAUUAUCCCUACGCCAUUGAUGGACUUGAAAUAUGGGUUGCUAUCAAACAAUGGGUCAAGGACUUCUGCUCGUUCUUCUACAAAGACGAUGAUGCUGUUAAGUCUGAUAUCGAACUCCAGGCGUGGUGGACAGAGAUUCAAAAUGUUGGUCAUGGUGAUAAGCGCAACGAAACUUGGUGGAUACGAAUGACUACUCUCCCAAACCUGGUUGAAGCAUUGACAACACUCAUUUGGAUUGCUUCAGCUAUGCAUGCAUCGCUUAACUAUGGGCAAUAUGUGUACUCUGGUUACCCACCAGGUCGUCCAACACUAUGUAGACAAUUUAUUCCUGAUGAAGGGACACACGAGUUUGGAGAGUUUCUCAAGGACCCAGAUAAAUUUUUCCUCAAGAUGUUGCCUGGAAGAUUUGAAAUGAGUUUGGCUGUAGCAUUAGUAGAAGUUCUCUCACAACACGCUUGUGAUGAAGUGUACUUGGGUUGCCAACCAUCUCCUGAGUGGAUAGACAACGAUGAGGUUCGAAAGAGAUUUGCGCAAUUCGGUGAAGAAUUAAAAAAGAUUCAGACAAGGAUCUUAAGUAGAAAUAAUGAAGCCAGGCUAAGGAACAGACGUGGCCCAGCGAAAAUGACAUACAAUCUCUUGUACCCUAAUACAACAAGUUCUGGAUCAAAAGGAGUCACAGGAAGAGGGAUACCUAACAGCAUAUCAAUUUAGCUGACUGUCUUUUUUAAAUUUAUAUGUAAAUUUCUGUAGAAUAACAAUUGUGCCUCGUUGACUAGAGGCCAGAAAAAGCAAUAAAAGGAAUUGGGAAAUGCAAGAUGCCUAAAAGAAGUAACCA